This is a messenger RNA of Camellia sinensis, 2072 nucleotides long. The record is from RefSeq and is a predicted model, not a curated record. NCBI's taxonomy places the organism in Eukaryota, Viridiplantae, Streptophyta, Magnoliopsida, Ericales, Theaceae.
UCAAGCGCCACUCUUCUCUCUCUCUCUCCAAUGGCGCAUCAGAAGAAACUUACAGAGUACGAGCUUCGAAGGCUUGAGAACAUCAAGCGCAACGAUGAAAUGUUCGAUUCUCUUAAGAUCCAUUCCAAAAUUAACGACCUCUCUGCUUCAACUAAGCGCCAAAGAGCUCAAAUCAAGUCUUACAAAAAUGUCCCGGAGAAGAAAUCGAAAAUCGAAACCCCAAUUUUCAUUCGGCGUUCGCUACGGACCAAAGGAAUGCCACCUGAUGCCACCAAUAUGCACGAUUUUGAUGAAACCCUAACUAAGACCCCCAAAUCAAACCCUAAAUAUGAGUCCUCAGGUCCUAUUACCAUCGGUGAUGCGUAUUGCGGUUACGCCUCUCACCAACAAAAAUUCACUGAAAAAAUCAUGGGUGUUUUUAAAAAACCCCAAUUGUGUUGCGGUCAUGACUCGAGGGAGGAAAUUGAAGGGGGUUCCUGCAAUUCGAUGGCUCGUGUGAAUGAAAAUGUCAAUUUUGGCUACCCAAUUCGGGUUCGGGGUUGUGUUGAUUUGGAAUCAAUGGGGUUGGAACCAGAAAACAUAGCUAGGGUUGUACCAGGGAGAAUACUAGUGUUGAGGUUCUUUCCGUCUACGGAUGUGAAAUUGAUUGCCGUGGGAAACAAUUUUGGGAAUGUUGGAUUUUGGGAUUUUGAUGUUGAGAAUGAGGAUGGAGAUGGGAUUUAUCUGUACCGCCCUCAUCCACGGCUGGUUUCGGGGAUUGUAAUUCAACCAUUUUCCAUUUCAAAGGUUUAUACUAGCUGCUAUGAUGGAUUUAUCCGAUUGAUGGAUGUCGAGAAAGAAAUAUUUGAUCUGGUUUAUUCCAGCGAUCAUGCUAUAUUUUCUAUUUCUCAACGAACAAAUGAUGCAAAGUCCUUGUAUUUUAGCGAGGGUCAUGGAGUUCUCAAUAUUUGGGAUGAGAGGGCAGGAAAAUCUUCAGCUUCGUGGAUUUUGCAUGAAGAUAGAAUCAGCACUAUAGAUUUCAAUUCAGAAAACACUGACAUGAUGGCAACGAGCUCCACAGAUGGAACUGCUUGCAUUUGGGAUUUGAGAAAUAUUGAUGCAGAUAAGCCGAAAUGUUUGAAGACGCUUAACCAUAAAAGGGCUGUGCAUUCUGCUUACUUUUCACCAUCUGGAAGCUAUCUAGCCACAACAAGUAUUGAUGACAAUGUUGGCUUACUGACUGGGGCUAAUUUUGAAGACGUAACUAUGAUCAACCAUAAUAAUACAGACGGAUGGACUUCUUCAUUCAGCAGAGCAAUAUGGGGUUGGGAUGAUUCAUAUCUCUUCAUUGGUAAUAUGAAAAGAGGAGUUGAUGUUAUCUCCGCGGCUAGGAGAGUACGUGUUGCGACUUUACAGAGCCCAAAUUUGUCUGGAAGUCCAUGCCGCUUUGAUACACACCCUUACCAGAUUGGGAUGCUUGCAGGAGCCACAAGUGGAGGCCAGGUUUACACAUGGACAACAACUUGAGCUUCUCUUUUUCAACCACCACGACGGUUGUACUUUAACUUAAAAUUAACUUGUUGAUGAACAAUCAAUUUAGUUUAUAUGUAUGCUACUUCAUUUGGUAAGUUUUAAAUAUAUUUAUGGUUUUGCCUCCCAACUUUUUCUUGCUCGGCCAUUUCUGCAAAAACUGUAUGUGAACCAGUUUAGAUUAUUUCUUUGGCAAUUUCAUUUCUAACUGAAAAACAUUAAUGAGGUGACCCUGUGUAUUGCCAUUCCAAUGUACCACAUUAGCUAAAUUAUUCUAUUUUUUUAAAUUUAUUACUUAUAAUCAUUAUGGGUUUUAUAUCAUCACUUAAGGUGAGGCUUACUAUUAUUGUUAGUGUCUCUAAAGUUAGUUAACUCCAUAAAUUUGGAGUAAUUUGCAGUGAAAUUAGAGUGAUUGUGCUGGAGGGGAGUAAUGAUUUUUGAAAUUCCUAGAUCUAUUAUCACGAAAAAAAAAUUGAAAAAGAAAAAUUGGUAGAUUCAUACUGAAUAUCUCGUGUCCAACUUGAAAUUUUUUAGAAGUUUAAGCAAUAUAAAUUUUAUUUAAG